This is a messenger RNA of Maylandia zebra (zebra mbuna), 6458 nucleotides long. The record is from RefSeq and is a predicted model, not a curated record. NCBI's taxonomy places the organism in Eukaryota, Metazoa, Chordata, Actinopteri, Cichliformes, Cichlidae.
CCCAGCAGGGUGGCGCUCCUCCCCAGCAGACCUUCCUGGACCCCUGCCUGUUUCCUGUGGGCCCUGUUUGGAUGAGCAUGACAAACAUGGACAGAAACAUGUAGACUACUUCCUGUGAGGCCAAACUGAGCCUGUGUGUUAAUUAAAGCCUUCAUCAGCCUCCUCCUCCUCACGUUUUGAGGACAGACAGAAAGACAUGCUGUGAUCUGAAACUGGUUUGAAGCACAUGAGAACAUGUGGAGGUACCUUUGGAGGUCAGAUGACAGAUACACUGGAUAAUAUUUCCCCAGAAAUCCAACCAAAGACAGGAAGCAGUGAAGCCGAUCUAUGGUGAACGUCAUCACUCAGGUGUUUGCAGGUGUUUGGUGGUCCUCUGUAGCAGAAAGCGGAUGUCCUGUGUGUGUGUCGAUCGAGUUCGUGAGCUGCAGUACAUCAACAGGUGAGAGAGACGGCGCGCGCUCAAAGGAAACGGAGAGGUGCGAAGGCGAGAGGAUGGAAGACGUGUGUGUUUCAGGUGUUUGCUGAGUCCCGUGCUGCGGAGUCCUCUGCUGUCCCCGCGGUCCUCGAUGAAGAUCCAUGAAGUGGUGACGUGACUCUGUGGCCGGUCGUGGUCACUGUGGACCCAAAGAGGCGACUGGACGUGCCUGACAGGAGAGUGUGACCGCAGACUCCGAGGUCAGGCUGAGACACGAUCCACCCACGCUGAGUCAGAGUCGAGCUGACAUCACCUGAGCUGCUGGAACAACAAUAGCAACCAGACUGAGAUGUCUGUAGCUUUACUCUGUCCAGUCAGGCUGUGAUGGGUCUAGAUUUAGACCUCAGAGAGCUCAGGUGUGUCAGGUGACACUUUGUACAGCUGUGAGUCAGAUUCCUGUCGACAGCACGUAUUAUAAUAUUUACUGAAACUAAACAGUAAAAUAAACGUUUCCAAAUUGACACUGCCUGUAGGGGGCGCCACAGCGGAUCAUCUGCCUCCAUCUUUUCAUCCACUCUGAUGCGAAUCCCUCUGUCGUCUCUGCAGCUCCGCCCAUCAUCAGUGCAUCCUCCCCUCCUCCCCCAUCCUCCCCCAUCCUCCCCUCUCCCUGAGGUCACCUCGCAGCCUGAGAGCGUUCACACCAAACCUAAAACUUUGUUAGAGUCAGUCAUUGGACAUUGAAGUUUACUGAGCACGAAGCAUCGGAUCAGUUUUCCUCACUGUGUGAAGGAAGUGUGGCAGAAGAGACAGGAACCCUGGAUCUGCUGCUGAUGUAGAGGUCCGUCCCAGGAAGCUCACAGGUAGAUGUUGUCAGCUGAGUGAAACCUCUCGCUGAACGAUCGGAUCGGUGAGGAGCGACAAGGCCUGUCUGUGUCAUGUUUCACUCUCAGGUUUGUCAUAGUUGCUGUGAUUUAAUAUGAAGGCGUGGUCUAAUCCCGGCUUGGAAUGUGCACGGCUCUGAAAGCUUUCCAGGUAUGAAGCGUACGAGCUCUGGACUCUGAGCAGCGUGUUUGCUCUGCAGGUGGUGAAUGCCUGAAGUGUCACGUCAUUUUUAAGCCUUUCUUUUCCUGCAGCACACCUGAAUCCGUCAGCCGAUCAGCUGACCGAAUCCGGCCCCGCAGCAUUCCUCGCCCACAUUUCCGAGGAUGUUAUGAGCAGGAUAAGCCGCUCCCGUCCUGCACACUCACCCAAACACGCCGCUGUGAAUCCCGUCAGCCUGCCGGGCUGCGGCACGAAAACGUCUUCCUGUUUAUUCCCACUGACACGCUGGUCAUCAGGCUGAAGCUCGGGCUGAGAAGGUGUGAACCUGCGCCGCACACCAACUCUGUGGAAUAAUAAACUGAAGUGAAAGCUUCGAGUGAGAGGCGCUUUCUGUCAGCUGUUCCUGCCCUUGGACCUGGAUGAUGUCACUGAGGAAGGACGAUGGGAUGGUGUGCGCUACGAGGUGAGUCCACCGUUCCUUCUCGGUUCCCCGGGUAUCCUGACGUCAGAGAUCAGGGCGGUCGGUUACCAGCCCGCUGACUGAACAUGGCUUUCUUGAUCCAGGCACGAGGGCGCUCACCUGAAAGUUGGCGGAAUCUGACCAAUCACAGUUAUGUUAGGAGAAGAAUAAAGUAUAAAACCAAGACGACUCAGAGAGAAUCUGAGUGAUCCCUGUGAGGAGGAGGAGGAGCAGGAGGAGGAGGACCCACAGCACUUUGUCUCCUGUGAGAGGGAAACUUCAGCCUCUGCUGCCUGAAGCUCUGCUGCAUGGACCCCACCGUGUUUCAUCAACAUGUCCUCUGAUUGGUCCUUCCCUUCAGUCUGAAGAUCUGUCAGCCAAUCAGUUUCUGUCUGGCAGACUUUGCUUCAGUGCGGCGGGGGAGAGGAGUGAGCGAGGACGCUGCAGCUGGGUGAGGAUCGGAGCUGAGGGGAUCGCAGCGUUUCGGGGUUAAAGCCGUCUCCAUCAUGGAGGUGCCCAGGAGGCUGUCCUUCCCACUGGUUCUCCCUAAACCAGCCUCGUCUGCUUGGUCUCCUCUGGGAGCUGCAGGUCAGACAGCUGGAAGCAGCAAAGAUCAAACUGGAGGGGAAAAGUUCAUCUCAGAGGAGAAGACGCCUGAGUCAGGGGUGAUUGUAGUGGUGGAGGCGCCACCUGAAGAUGGAAAAGCUGCUCGGCGAUUCUCCUCUCAGGACAGUUUCUCAGAGGAGAGCUCGUUAUCAGAGGAGAGGCUGGAAGAGGAGGCCAGAGAGACCCAGAGGAGGGCCGAGGAGGAGGAGGCAGCAGCCAAGGAGAGGGCGGCCCAGAGGCAACAACUGGCCAUCCAAGAGCUUGUGGAGUCUGAGAGGAGCUACCUGCGCCUGCUGCAGCUCAGCACCGUGACCAUCAGGAGCAACCUGCAGCAGCAGCUACAGCCGCCUCCAGCUGGACUGGACAGCAUGUUUCUGCACAUCGAGGAGGUGAUCGAUGUAUCGAGCCGUCUCCUGAGCCUGCUGGACCAGAAGCAGCUUCAGUCUGGAGAGCCUGACUUCCUGCAGAGUCUCUGUGACUCGUUUCUCAGCCUGUCAUCAGAGAUGGAAGCCGCCUAUAAGGAGUACCUGGCACACUACAAUCAUGUGACGGAGGUGGAGAAGAGCUACAAACAGAAGGAGGCUCUGUGGAACGAGGUUGUCAGAGUCAUCAAGGCUGCGGCGCCUGACGUCAACGCCACGUCGCUGAGCUUCUUUUUGGUGAUGCCCGUGCAGCGGAUUGCCCGCUACCCCCUGCUGCUGCAGACCAUCCAGAAGCACACCGACGCCUCCCACCCGGCCUACGCCCUGCUGGAGCAGACCGCUCACACCUCUGUCGCCUUAAACUGUCGUAUCAACGAAUACAAGCGCUUCCGGGAAGUCGCUGACAAAUACAGGAAGACGGAAAUGCUGACCAUCAAGGACAAGAUCGUCCGCCUCAACACCCACAGCAUUGCCAAGAAGACCGCCAGGCUCGGUCAGCAGAUCAAACACGAGGCCGGACUCAAACCUAAGCUGGUGGACGAGGAAUUUGAUGCCCUGGAAGGAUUCUUCUAUGUUUUGGAAAACGGCAUCCUGGAGCUGCUGGAGAACGUGGAGAUGUACCUGCAGCACCUCCAGGGCUUCCUGUCCUGCCGCACGGAGGACUUUGACUUGGACAUGGAUGGAGAAAAGGCACCGAUCUGCUACAAAGAGAUCACGACGGCGCUCCGACAGUGGAUCCUCCCGAUGUUUGAGAAGAGGAUGAGGAAGCUGAUCCACCAGCCGCUCUGCGCUCUCCGGGACCUCCUGGUGGGCCCGAGGAACCUAAUCAGGAAGAGACUCGACAAGCUGCUCGACUACGAGGUGAUCGAAGGAAAACCCAACUUGAGCUACGCGGAGCAGGCUGUGGCCAACACGUACAGGACGUUGAACACACUGCUCCUGACGGAGCUCCCUCAGUUUAACGGGCUGGCUCUGCAGAUGAUGUGGAGCACGUUGGGGACGUUCAGCUGUCUGCACAGAGAUCUCGCAGCAGACAUGGAGCAGCUGUUUCACAGCUUCGCUCAGCAGCUCCCUCACAGCAGCCUUUCUCCUGGUGCAUUCUGGGAGUGGGCAGAGUCUUCGGUGCUGGAAGGAGCGAGGAGGCUGCAGCAUUUAUGUCGAAUGGUGGAGGACAAGCUCAACGCGCCAGAUGCCCAGCCUCUCAGCCCGUCCUCUCAGCGCCGUCUGAAGCAGCUAACGGAUAAGCACGGCUCUGGAAAGAUCUUCCAGGUGAUGAGCACGGUCGUGGGCACCCGGGACCUGGACCUGAACUUGACUAAGGGCGAGCUGGUGGCAGUGAUCAGCGAGGCCGACAGCCGUGGAGACAGAAGGAGGUGGCUGGUCGAUGCAGGAGGGAAGCGAGGCUACGCUGCUGCCUCGAAACUCAUUCGCUAUCACCAGCCAACAGACGACCCGCCCCCUUCACCACACCCGAACCUGACAGAAGACGUGACCGCACGCAGAAGACACUCCUACAGCCCGGCGGGCAAUGCCCCACUGCCCAUGAGUCAGCCCUGCUUCCAGGUUGUGGGCGCCUACGACUUCACGGCUAGAUCCAAACACGAAGUAUCCUUCCGGGCCGGAGAACCCGUUCGUAUCCUGGAGCCUCACGACAAACGAGGGAGCCCCGAGUGGAGCCUGGUGGAGGUCAGAGGAGGUCAGAGAGGCUACGUGCCCUCCAACUACCUGGCAAUCAUGCCCGUGGGAGCGGGGCUGCCCCCGAACCCCGGCUUCUUCCUUUAGGGGGGGAAACUGCAGCUGGUGCAGAUGAGAGGAUGGAUGGAAGAGCCUCCCGGGAUCAGCUGUUUACAGUCUCAGCGUUAAUCCUGCCACUUUAUCCAGUUUACGAAUGGAAGUGUAAAGUUUCUCCUGUGGCGUUUCCUGCUUCCACUUCCUGUGCAGCGUGCACAGGAUCGAAGCUUCAGGAGCAGCAAAUGAAGUUUACUGACUUUAGCUUUAAUAAUGAAGGUUUACUGGUCUGCAGUGAUCUCUGCACUAACAUGCACAAUCAUCCAAGAACGCUCUUCAAACAUGGCGUCUGUAACGCCAUGAAGCUCUGACGGCGUGUCACCUCAAACAGCCUGAACAUUUGGACGAUGUUCGGUGCGGCGAGGACACAAAGCUGUUUUUAAGAUGAAGGACGAUUUUCAUGGCUGCUGUACGGUGAAGCGCUCAUUUCCCAUGAACCUCAGAGUGAUGCUGCAUACAUGCAGGGUGUGAGCUCUCUCAAGCUAACUGUAACGUGUGUGUGUGUGUGUGUGUGUGUGUGUGAGAACCCUCUUCACCUGCAGCAGCGCUGACAGGUACACGGCGCUCUCAUCAUCUCAGACUGAGUAAUGUGAUGUAAAUGUGAAACGUCUCCGAGGCCGAGGAAGAACAAGACUCAGCAGGAGGAGCAGCUGGGAGAGGGGCGAAGGACAGCGGCAGUUUCUGCUUUGCCUAUGAGCGGAUUUAAAUUUCGUUGUACUUUGAUUCCAGAGUUUUACGUAGGAGUGAAAUGGGUCAGGACAGAAUAACCUCCUCCUGCAUUCACAUUCACCUGACGAUGCUUGUUGCUAUGGAUACGGCUCAGUCAGUGCAGGUCACGUCUGUGGCAUUUGCUCGGCCGGACUAAAGCUGCAGCAGCAUUUCUUGAUUCCCGCACUUUUGGGUCAGAAUCAUUUGAAAGCAUCUCUGAGCCUCCUGAUUGGCUCUUAGGUCAUAAACAGGAAGCUGAGCUCCAGUAGUUUUGCAGCUAACAACAGCUUGAAUGUUUGAGCACCACAGACUCUCUCCUGGCCUCCUCCUGUGGGGCUGAGCAGCCUCAGCUGCUGUGAGCGUGGAGCAGAGGGAGGGAGGCCGAGAGUCAGAGCUGCUCAGCUGUUCCCAUCAGGCUGAAUGUCAGGAGGAGGAGGAGGAGGAUGCUUCUCUCCUAAAAUACCAGAUGUCCUCAGGGUUAGUCAGAUUGACUGAAACCUCAGCCUGAGAACAUUUACCUGAUUUCCCCUCCUCAGAGCCCGGUUUAGGAUGAGGGGAGCGGUUCAUUCCUUAGUUAUUUUGGGAAGUUUUAAUUCCACAGACGUGCAGAUGAAGCUGCAGCGUUCCUUAUUUGGAGGAAGUAGAUAUUUGAACCCAUACGCACACGGAAACCACAGAGGGAACAUUUCUGGUCAGCAUCUUCCUCACAUGCUGUUCUCAUUUUCACCACCAGAGGGAGGCAGAGACUCGGAGCGUGUGUGCAUGAUCAGACUAACUGUGUGUGUGUGUAUGCAUGUUUGGUAAUCGUGGCCACAGUGUGUACUUCCUGUUUUGUUUCUGUGUGGUUUCACGAACCUGCUGCUCAGUCGGUCCUGCUGAGUCAUUCUGUUUCCUCGAUGCUGCAGAGCUGCGUGACCUCUGCUGAGCUGCCACAGUUGUGAUAUUGAACUCAGUCACACAGCAGGUGGGAGGCUGAGCAGCAGCAGAGAGUGUGGCUUCAAUAAAACUAAACUCAAAA